Messenger RNA from Iphiclides podalirius (scarce swallowtail), 1929 nucleotides. The record is from the annotation of a GenBank genome assembly. Lineage: Eukaryota; Metazoa; Arthropoda; Insecta; Lepidoptera; Papilionidae.
AUGAACAAGUCACAAAACGGAGGCAAGUCUCCACCAGUAAGCACGGAUAUUGAAACUGACGAUUUUGAUAGCAUUACAAGAAAUGAGCAAGUGAACAGUAAUGGAGUGUCACAGGUUCUCUUCGGUGAAAUAUUGUUAGCCGGAACACCAUACUUAGAAACUACUAAUGUGGGACAUCCCAACGGCGGAUAUGGUAAAGAAUGUCAGCCUGAUUGUAAAGCUUCCAGAAAUGAAAGAUGUCAAAGAAUUGAUGGCAUGAUGAAAUGCAUCUGCAGACCUGGUUUCGCUCGGAUGUUCCCGGAUAGACCUUGUAAACCUACAUACACGUAUUCAGUGAAACUAGCUCUCCGAUCUCAAGGUCAUGAGCGUCUCCAUUUCCACGAGAGUCUAUCCGACAAUUCAAGCAAACAGUACCACGCGCUCGCCUUAGCAACUCACGAAGGUAUAAACAGAAUGAUAAUGCAGUCGGACUUGAGAGAUGUGUACCACGGGGUUCAUAUCAACGGUUUCCAACCGGUAGAUAUGAUUACUCUUAAAGGGGAGAAAUACAAAGGCGUCGUCAAUGACUUCUAUGUUCAGCUCUCGGACAACGCGCACGAGAGCCGUUUGAAGGAAGUGAUUGAGAAGUAUCUCAGGAACAAUAACUAUAGUCUUGGAGGUACAGAUGUAUAUGCUGCCGGUGAGCUGAUGGACAAACUAGAUGUCAGCGAUUUCGACGAAUGCGUGAGUCCCCAGUUCCACGACUGCUCUGAACAUGCCCAGUGCUUUAACCUCAGGGGCACCUACACUUGUAGCUGCUUAGAAGGCUUUGCAGACCUCAGCGUCAACCCUUUAUAUCCUGGCAGGAUUUGUUCGGCGGAACCGGUGGGCUGCGAACGAUGCAAUUAUCAUGGCGCGUGUUAUUCGAGAGACGAUCACAGGGUUCUAUGUGAAUGCUUCCAAUGGUACGCAGGCAGCAGCUGUCAAAUUAACCUUAAAGUGGUGCUUAUUUCGCUUGUGGUGAUCGGUGCGUUGCUGACGGUGGUGCUGGUCGUUUGCGCGGUGGUGGCUUGCUCGCGCCGCCCACGCCCACCACAGCGCUCCAUAGUGGCUUGCAUUCAAGGAAUGCCGAGUCUUCACCAGGGUACGGUUCCAUCAAAGCAAAGGCCAGACCGGCGAGCACUUAUCAACGAUCGGACGGAGUCGGCAGACGCGUCCAGCGUGCAGAACGCGUCUCUACCUUAUUUGCCAUCGAAGCGCGCGUCUACGAGCAAGAAGUCGGGCCCCAUGUCGGAGCCACCGUCACAUGCGCCGCCCCCUCCCCCGCCCGCACCCGCAGUCAUCAUACCGCGGGCGCGCCUGCAUCCCCAACACUCCGACAGCCGAGACAACGUCGCUAGGAAACGUAGCCUGGAACUAAGCAGCGAGGCGAAGCUCAUCAGCUACUUGGAGUCCGGAGCUACCACCGCCAACGAUGAAAUGAGGAGAAAGCACAGUUUGGAAUCUUCGUACAGCGCACAAAAGGACCGACAUAAUAAGCAAGGCGCUCUGGUGUCGGCUGGCUUCAAAGUGUCAACUACCAUCAGACCAGAUGAGACAACAGUAGAUCGUGACCGCAAGGAAGACAGAGAUGACUUGUCAUCUGUCAACAAGACUGAUAUUGACGGGGAUCUGUCUCGGUUUAAUACUUUAAGGAAGUCAUAUAGUCAAGAAGAUCUAUCCGAAUGGACGGAUGCCGAGCGGAGAAUCGGGGAGUUAACUCUGUCGGAGGCGAGGUCAGUGGGGGGGACUCUUCCCGCGAGCACUGGCAGGGCAGCGUCAUCGGCGAGAUUAACGCACCAAGAAGCAAACACGAUGGCCGAACGCGACUUGGGCUCCACCUUCCUCCUACCGCACGUGCAUCUCUAUAAACCUGACCUUACGAGUGACGUGUCAGAAUUUGACUCCCUG